Molecule: messenger RNA, 3774 nt
Organism: Enterobius vermicularis (human pinworm)
Lineage: Eukaryota; Metazoa; Nematoda; Chromadorea; Rhabditida; Oxyuridae
Source: the annotation of a GenBank genome assembly
AUGUCGCUGAUAGAUAGAAUAUCAUCACUUCUCGUAAGGGUUCCGUUUUAUAAAGGCUAUAGUUUCUCAUCUGACAAAAGCAGCUGGGGUACUCGUCCAUUAUAUUCUGGAAACAGUAUUGGUUCAGGAGUACUUGGUAUUCAAGAGUCGCAGGAAAAAAUAUGUUUUAUAUUGAAGUGUCCAGUUUGGACAGUAAAUGUUAGGUUCCCAGCUGUAUUUUCACUCUCUGAACGAAUACCGUACUGGAUGAGUCAUUUGCGAAAUGAAACGUUGCGCCUGGAAUUUCAUAACGUAGUGUUGGAACUGCCAGUCUCUGAAAUCACACAGCUUUGCCGUUUGGGUCGAGUGACGCUUUCAGCGUCAGAACUGCUUGGAUUCUUCUUUGGAGUGAACAGUGUUUCCCAAUUUGAUGGUGACGACAUGGAGUUUCUGUACGCUAGCUGUAGAAGGAAGGAACAAGGUGACGGUGUAAGAAUACAAUUUGAUUAUGAUUUUCGUGACAGCAGCCUUGAAGAUGGUAAAUUAAACGAGUGCUUGAAGGAAACGAGCAGUGAGGAACUUGUUGGAGGUUUUAAGCGUGAAUUAGAUCAUGAAUCCCUAAACAGCGAUCAAGGGGCAUCCUUUCUAAAGAAAGAGGACGUAGUGAGUUGCGCGGCAAAUGGUGACAGCCCUUUUUCCGUAGAUGUCACUUUUUAUGAAGGAGGAGAGGUUAAAAGAGUAGGAAAGCGCGAAGAAUUGUCUGCUUUUGGGAACCGAAGUACUAAACAUUCGCACCUUAGAAUUAAAGUUUUUACUGGUUACUUGAAACUACAGCUGCCAAGCCACCAUUUUUGUGAGGUGCUGUACAAUCGACUUGUAAAUGAUUUCGCUCUUUGGGAAUGGAGUUCUCCACUUCUAAAACAAUUUUUUUCUUCUCGUGGGGAACGGUUAGCUGAUGAUUCGGAAAAAUCGGAUAAAGGAAAAUCGUUGGAGACGACUACUGGAGAUUCUGCAAACGUAUUUGUUUCUAAGCCAUCUGUUAAAGAGAUGAAUGUGUGCAUCGAACCUAAUUCUAGCCAAGACGUUCCUUAUGAACUUGUUGUUGAUGAUAAUGUUGCAAUUGCGCUGCAUUCCAGUUAUGAAGCGGGCAAAAAUUUCAAGAAUACUGUGGUAGCUUUUUCACUCAAGAAUAGCACUUGUCACAUUGAACCCUUCUCGAAUUCUGGGAACCGAUGGGUCACCAAAUUAGUUGAUUUUUUAAAAAUCGAGGACUAUUUGGUUGAAGGAUAUUCGCAGCCGUCGAUUGAUGCAGAAAUUCAUGUUCACUUGGCUUCAACAACUUUAGCUUGUUCUCAUUUGGAUUCGGAAACUUCUUUGAAGUUUCUUGUUGGGUCUAGCGACUUGUCCUGCAAUAUCUCCUCUAACUCCAAAAGAUAUAAGUUUGGUUGCAUACUGGAAGAGAGUAGUUUGCUGCUUGGCACAUGUGGCGAUCGGUCUUCAAAAGUCAGUUCUGGAAAAUCGUCUGUUCCACAGACAAGACCUUACUUCGUUAAAUUGGUUUCAUUGGAUAAUUUAAAUUUUGAGGUAUUAGCGGAUGGCACUCUUUUUGAUCAAGAUAGCUCGUCUGCGGAAAGAAUGCAGACACCUUGUAAAGUAACAUGCAGUCAUGGUUCAAUUAAGCUUUAUGCCUGUGCCGAUUCCUUGACUCUUUUCCUCAAUUUACUCUUGAGUGCAGCGGAAGCUAAACAGAGUGGUACAGCAUCAACCUCUUCAAGUAAUUCUCCACAGCCUCCAGAUGAAGGUUCUUUUGGAUCUGCGUACCACCCAGAUCUGGAAGUAGGCUCAUUGUCAAAUGGACCCAGUUUAUCUGACGAAACAAAUACCAGCUUUCCUAAAGAUGAAAACUGUACUGACUUAUUAUGUGAGGAUUUUUUACUAAUUGGGGUGUCAUCGGGUUCUGGUAUUAUGAGUAGCUCUCAAGAAGAACCUCAAGUGCACCUUUAUGAUAAGGAAAAUGAAGGUUCGCUUGAUGUAGAUGUCGGAUUUAUUGAGAUUCCGAAUGAAAAAAAUUAUAUGAUGCCUUCAAAAAUUAAAAGUAUGACUACAUCUGUUAUGUGUACCGUACAGGACUUGUCUUUAGAGUUACACUUCUUUGGAGGAAACGAUUUUGGCCCAGAGAGGGAUCAGGAGAAAGCAUACAGUGAUAAGGCUUUUCGCAGUGGGCAGGGUUGCGACCAAAGAGUUCUAGAAGAAGAAAAAGGCGGUCCUUACAGAGAUUAUUCGGUCCACGUAGUCUUCGAAUUAUCAAAAAUGAACUAUGAAUAUGGCUUCAUCAAAAGUGCCACUCCUUUGAAUUAUCAUUAUUUUACUGUGAAGAACAUUGAAGUGCGAAACAGGCUUCGUACUUCUCGGAUUGAUAAAUUGAUGCUACAGUAUUCCUCUGCUGAAGUUCCUCGACGAGAUUCUGCCCCCAUACUUGCCGUCAGACUAGUGGAGAAUCAAAGGUCAGAGGCGAAAUUGCGAGUUUCUUUGUUACCUCUCAGGUUAUACCUGGAUGUUGACACACUCGAGUUUCUUUACGACUUUUUCACUGAGGCUUUAUCAUUUUUUACAAGUUCAGGAUAUGUUGUUACAGAAUCGGCGGCUCGACAAGAAAAAAUUCUAUCUCGUCGUACCGUUUCUUCCUCACAUUCGGCUUCGGAAAUCUACGUAGAGGAUUUUAAUGCAAAAAGUCCACCGCUUAUUCAGUCGAACGAUUCGACGGGACAUCUCUCUGGUGAAAAAGGUUCGAAACCUAUGAUGAAUUUGGACUACGUCGGCUCAUCGUCGUUACCAAAUCGAGACUUCUCAAGUUCACUGCUUUCUUAUGAACCAGGAGACAAGGGAAUUGGCAGCAUUGGAAGUGCCCCAACUGUGGAACAGCAGAACAGUGAUGCUGAGGGAAGCUCGUGUUAUCAUUUAGAUAGCAAACUCUAUCCUCCGUUAGACGAAAGAAGAUUCAGUGGUUCUGACUUACAGCGGGAGGAUGGAUUAUAUUUUAAGGAGUUUACUUUCUCGCCUUCAGUUCUUAUUCGUCUUGACUUUGACAGCCAACGGGUCGUCAGUCAUCGAGGCGCUUUAGUGACUCUAAUAACUGCAUUGACGAAUUUGCAGUGCGCUGAAAUUAUUUUAAGAGAUCUUCAUAACGUUGAUGGGAUGGUUGGAAUUAAACGGUGCAUUGAUUUUGCUUUUAAAGAGUGGACAAGAGAUAUUGGUAGUAACCAGUAUACUCAGUUGAUUAGCAGCUAUGCACCUUUAAGUACACUGGUUCAGCUAGGAAAAGGAUUGAAAGACUUGCUUGUUAUGCCUGUUGACGAAUACAGGAAAGAAGAUGGGCACGUAGUAAGAGGACUGCAGAGAGGCGCGCAAAGUUUUGGGUUUUCGACUGCUGCAGCACUUGUCGACGUUACUAGAAAAAUGUUUGGAGGGAUCCAGGGGCUUGCUGAAUUUGCCUUAAGUGUUGUGUCGACUGAAAGAUCUUCUAGUGACAUGUCUUCUAAACGGAUUUCUCUUGCUGGACAAGGUCGUCCAAGUGAUUUGAAGCAAGGGUUUCAUAUGGCCUUAGAAACUGCGAAAGAGGGGGUACUUGCCUUGCAAAAGGGUGCCGAACAAAGUACAUCAAUCGCACGCGGGCCGGUGGGCUAUAUUCGAGAGUUUCCACCUGCACUUCUUGGAACAGUAGCUGUUGGAACUAAGAUGGCUGUUCAACUUCUCGAUGGUUUAAAAAGCCAGCUUGAACCAGCUGCUUACCAGUAA